This is a messenger RNA of Mucor velutinosus, 528 nucleotides long. RefSeq lists its product as uncharacterized. Bases 1 to 528 code for a protein of 175 amino acids. The record is from RefSeq and is a predicted model, not a curated record. Lineage: Eukaryota; Fungi; Mucoromycota; Mucoromycetes; Mucorales; Mucoraceae. Gene Ontology annotation, molecular function: acyltransferase activity, transferring groups other than amino-acyl groups. The transcript has 2 exons.
AUGGUCCAAUCUGCUGUUUUUAUUCGCACAAUUGCUCCCAAUGAAACUAGGUAUGCUGAGCAGGGAUGCAAUGUCAUCAAUAACGCCUAUCGUUCAGCAGGCGGUUGGACAUCCGAGAAGGAUCUAGUGAGAGAGCCUCGUGUGUCUGUACAAGAUGUAGAGAAACUCAUCAUCAACUCUGGUAACCCCAACACACUACUGUUUGCAUUUGAAGAGGAUCAAGUGGUAGGCACAGCAGUAUUGCAACCAUCAUUAGUGGAUGCUGGAGAGGCUGAAAUUGCUCUGUAUUGUGUCAGUGUCAGCCAUCAAUCUCGAGGCAUUGGUGCCAAGCUCUUACUGCACUCUAUGGAUGAGGUAAAGCGUCUUGGGCAUCACACAGCUUACUUGAAAGUGUUGGAGAAUAGGCCAGAGGUGCUGGCUUUCUAUGCCAAGCAUGGGUUCACUGACUCUGGAGAACGCAUCCCUUAUCAUUGGCCUGAAAGAUUGAUGGUAGACACUCAAUUUGCGAUUUUGAAGAAACGGCUUUGA